This is a messenger RNA of Arabis nemorensis, 909 nucleotides long. The record is from the annotation of a GenBank genome assembly. Lineage: Eukaryota; Viridiplantae; Streptophyta; Magnoliopsida; Brassicales; Brassicaceae.
AUGAAAGUAAUCAGUUCUGAGAUUGUUUGGUCUUCUUCACCUGAUGUUUUGAAGUACGAGGCUUUCUUCAGCGUGCCAGAGUUGAUUGAAUUUCCAACAGAGGUUCCAAGUCAGAACGCUUAUGCUUACUUUUAUCCUCCAACCAAUCCGCUCUACCACGAUAGCAUGGAAGAGAAACCUCCGUUGCUAGUUAAGAACAACGGAGGACCUACUGCUGAAUCACGUGGAUCCUUAAAUCUGAAUAUCCAGUACUGGACAAGCCGAGGGUGGGCAUUUGUUGAUGUCAAUUAUGGUGGAAGCACAGGUUAUGGUCGAGAGUAUCGGGAGCGGUUGUUACGACAGCGGGGGAUUGUUGACAUUGAUAACUGUUGUGGUUGUGCUAAAUAUUUGGUGUCUUCUGGAAAGGCAGAUGUUAACCGGGUUUGUAUAUCUGGAGGCUCUGCAGGAGGUUACACAACUCUUGCAGCAUUGGCGUUCAGAGAUGUAUUCAAGGCUGGAGCGUCCUUAUACGGAGUGGCUGACUUAAAAAUGUUGAAAGAUGAAGGUCAUAAGUUUGAAUCCCGCUAUAUCAACAAUCUUGUUGGAGAUGAAAAGGAUUUCUAUGAGAGAUCACCAAUCAACUUCGUCGAUAGGUUCUCUUGCCCCAUUAUUCUAUUCCAAGGACUGGAAGACAAGGUUGUAACGCCAGAUCAAUUGCGUAAAAUCUAUCAAGCAUUAAAGGAAAAGGGUCUGCCUGUUGCUCUUGUCGAGUACGAAGGAGAACAACACGGUUUUCGCAAGGCGGAGAACAUCAAAUACACACUGGAGCAACAGAUGGUGUUCUUUGCCCGAGUCAUCGGAGGGUUCAAAGUUGCAGACGACAUCACUCCUCUCAAAAUUGACAACUUCGACACUUCCAAUGAUGCUUAG